Messenger RNA from Bombus huntii, 3730 nucleotides. RefSeq names its product dual specificity mitogen-activated protein kinase kinase 6 (gene lic). Gene Ontology annotation, biological process: protein phosphorylation; stress-activated MAPK cascade. The record is from RefSeq and is a predicted model, not a curated record. Lineage: Eukaryota; Metazoa; Arthropoda; Insecta; Hymenoptera; Apidae. Gene Ontology annotation, molecular function: ATP binding; MAP kinase kinase activity. The coding region runs from base 1836 to 2837 and encodes 333 amino acids. The transcript has 8 exons.
CAUCUUCUGGUUAAGUCCCAUGACAUCCAACAUCUAUCACUGUGAAACAAUAAUUGUGAUCAACUAAUCCCAGAACUACAUUAGUGUAGUUACGAUUGGCAGGCACUAAAUGACAACAUGUUUUCCAUCUAAAGCUCCUAUGCAGUUUGGAACUAGGAUUGUUACAUGAGUACAUAUGAAUGACAAUUGUUCAACAAGGAAAGAUGGUACUGCUUUUGAAACACAUGCAAGGCCAACACCCGCGAAAAUAAAGAAAAGAGAGAAAGAUAACUAAUUUUAAUAAACAACAGGCCACAUCGAUUGACAAUGAUGUUAAAGCAUUAGAGGGUAUUUUCAAUAAUCGGGAAUCUGAUGAAUUUGGGACGUUUGGAAAUUCCAUUGCAAUGCAACUGCAAACAUUGCCAAACGAGGUGGCAAUUAAAUUAUAACAAGAUGUACAAACUUCAAUUAUGUGAACGCGCUUAAAUUAUAUACAAUCAUUGUCUCCAUCUGCCUCUGCCUGUAGCAUUACUCCAUCACUUUGAAGAUAACAACAUAGAAGACACACAGAUACACAAAAACAAACAUCAAAUAUUCGAAAUCUCUUUUCAUUUUAACUGAUUACCUUGUAAAUUUAAAAAAUUUCUAUUAUUUAUGAUAGUGUCUAAAAAACUGAAAUUAAAUAAUUAUUGUAAUCCAGUGGCUUUCAAUGACUGCUUAAAAAUGUUGACGAAAUCGUAAGAUUGGAUAUAAAUGUAAGUAUAUAUAUACAUAUAUAUUAUAAACAUAAAAAAAUUGAAGAAACUUUGAGGGUCUUCCAAAGCAAGUUCUUUCAACAGAGUGUUGUUUGCUUCUAACACAUUCCCUUUAUCAAUCCUAUUUUAUGUUCAAACUUUCUUUUUACAUAUUCUUCUAGUUAUUUAAAGUUCACAAUUUAUUAUUUCAAAGACAAUCCGAAUACUUGCUGCAGCCACUUUGUCACACGCCAUAUUUAAAUCUAAAAUAAAUAAGCUUCGAAACAAAUAACUGUAUCUUAAUAAUUAAUCGCGAAUUAAGGAAACUUUAAACUGUUACCAUGCUUGCAUUUUGGACACAGAGCUCAAGAGUUUCCUAUCGUUAAGUAUUGAGUGUAUCACAUAGCAGAGCGAGGUAUUUAUGCUUUGGCAAUGUUCUUUUCUAUUGAAACAGAUGUAAAUAUGCAAAUUAGAGAGUGAUUAUAGUUACCGUUAAUACAUAAUUUUGACAUUUAGUCAAUAUUUCAUUACAAUUCUGUCUGUUCGUUGCUUCAGUAACAACACUUUAUAAUCUGAAUUCGGCGCGGAUUAGUUCACGCAGUGUUCAAUAGAGGGAGUAUGCUACAGCACACAAUGUCAUGACAACGAUAAUCAACUGUUGCGACAUUAAAAGUCAUGACUUUUAAUGCAGCGUGUAAACGUACCUUUAAUGCUUCGUCUUAAAUAAUUUGAGACAUAUUAUAAUUUUACUAUUAAACAAUUUAUCAAUCAGCUAUGUAUUAUUAUUUCAUUAAAUUUUGGAAUAAAAUAUCACAAUCCUCUUUCUUUAAAAUUUUCUAAUAUAUCUAGAGUACGAUAAUUCAGUUUAGAGUUUAAAUUAAGAGUUGAAAGUGAAUUGGCUUUUGUGAGCAAUUUCAAGCGACUAUUUGAGUUUACUGAAAACUUCAUAUAUGGGCAACGGAGAUUUAGAAUUUUGUCAAUAUUAUCUUACAAUAUCAUCAUGUUAUUAAUAAGAAUACAUAUCUGUCAUUUAUUAGGAUUCAUCUGAAUAUGUAUUAUGUUCAACUGCAUAUACUGCCACGAUUGCAGACUUAAUAUUAUUUAUUAGUUGUCUAUUGAAUUAUGGCUGUACGUCGAGGAAACAGAAACUUGAAAUUGCAGGUCUCUGAAGAGACACCUGUGCCUGUCACUCCGCCAAGAAAUUUGGAUAAAAGAACAACAAUAACCAUAGGUGAUAAAACAUUUGUAGUAGAGGCAGAUGAUUUAGAAACAAUCUGUAUCCUUGGACGAGGAGCAUAUGGUAUUGUGGAUAAAGUACGACACAAACAAAGUGGCACUAUUAUGGCAGUUAAGAGAAUAACUGCAACAGUUAAUACACAGGAACAAAAGCGUUUACUUAUGGAUUUAGAUAUUUCCAUGCGUAGUUCAGCAUGUCAAUAUACAGUACAAUUUUAUGGAGCAUUGUUUAGGGAAGGAGAUGUUUGGAUAUGUAUGGAAGUUAUGGAUAUGAGUUUGGACAAAUUUUAUACGAAAGUGUAUAAGCAUGGUCGUGCCAUUCCUGAAGAUAUUUUAGGGAAAAUUGCUUUUGCAGUAGUAAGCGCAUUACAUUAUCUGUAUUCACAGUUACGGGUGAUCCACAGAGAUGUGAAACCUAGUAAUAUUUUAAUUAAUCGAAAAGGAGAGGUCAAGAUCUGCGACUUUGGUAUAUCUGGUUAUCUUGUGGAUUCUGUUGCUAAGACUAUUGAUGCCGGUUGUAAACCAUAUAUGGCUCCAGAAAGGAUAGACCCGUCGGGUAACCCUUCACAAUAUGACAUCAGAUCUGAUGUUUGGUCGUUAGGUAUAUCUCUUGUUGAACUAGCGACAGGAAAAUUUCCCUAUGAAUCUUGGGGAACACCUUUUGAACAAUUAAAACAAGUUGUAAAGGAUGAAGCACCAAAGCUGCCAGCUGAUAAAUUUUCGGCCAAUUUCGAAGAAUUUAUCAAUAAAUGUUUAAUGAAAGAUUAUACUGCCCGUCCAAAUUAUAAUCAAUUACUGAAACUUGAUUUUAUCACAGAGCAUGCCAAAAAGGACAUAAAUGUUGCUGAAUUUGUUGGAGAAAUUUUAGACCUACCUGAAGUUGAGUAAUCAGCAUAGUAUAUAAAUAUUUUUGACAUGGUGUGUUACAUGAUCUUUAAUGUAACUUCGUAUUAUGUAUCGAAGUUAUAUAAUCAGUUCUCUAUAUCUUCAUCAGCCAUAUUAUUCACUCAUACAUACGCACGCUACAAGUAAAUUAAAGUAUAGUGUAAAACAUAAUAUGUGUAACUUUUGUCUAAAAAUCGAUGUCUUCAGACAGUUCACUUUCUUGUUUGUUCAAUAUGUAACCAAUGUAUAAUUUUGCAUUAAUAAUUUCUUCAGGAUUAGUAACUAUUCUUUAAACAGAGAGCAAACCCAUGUAAAUAAUAUACAAAUAUUUUCUCACAUAUAAUAAUAAAUUGUUAUUGUAGCAAUGUAGUAAAUAAAAUCUAAAUUAUAAAUACUUGAUUGAACUAAGUAUUAUAUAUAUAUAUAUAUAUAUAUAUAUACACAUACAUACACACACACACAUAAUAUAAUAUAUAUUUCUAUAUAACACGUGCUCUACAUAACGUGAUUCUAAUGAUAAUAAAUUAGUGAUAUUAAUAUAAAUAACACGAACAACAACUGAAAAAAUAUUUAUUUACGAGGAAAAGUUAUGUAAAAAAUAUCUACCUUUUUGGAAGAGUUUAAAUAGAAAAAAUAUAGAGCUAAUUACAUUUGUCCAUUUAUAUAUACCGUAAUAAUGUAACAGAUAUUAAUUGAUAAUAAAUAUAAUUGCGAAAAAUAUUACAAAUAUUAUAAAGUGUAGGUCAGUACAAAUGCUCUAUUGUAAGCACCGAGGAAUGAAAUAAUUUUUUACUUACUGUAAUAGUAGAGUAAAAUGAUAAGAAAUCAGUGAGUUAUUUUAACGAGUAUAAUAUUAUUCUUAUAAUACAUAUUAAUAAAAAUUAAUUUUGAUUUCA